This is a messenger RNA of Paramecium octaurelia, 363 nucleotides long. NCBI's taxonomy places the organism in Eukaryota, Ciliophora, Oligohymenophorea, Peniculida, Parameciidae. The record is from the annotation of a GenBank genome assembly.
AUGAAAUACAAGUUAUAUAAUGACAUUGUUUAUAAAGUUUUAGUAAUGAGAAAAAUUUAUGAAAUUGACUUUAAUAAACAGAAUUACUACUCUACAGAAUUAUAUGUAAAGAUAAAGUCAACUUUUAGGGAAAAAAAUAUAAAUGUUGAGAACAGAGUGCAAUUUUUUGAAAUUUAUUGUGCAUUUAACUGCCAUUGUUAUCUAAAGGGAUCGAAUGCACUCAAUUUAUUAUUCGAAAUGAAAGUGGAUUUGAGAGAAUAAAGUUUUAAGAAUCUAGGGAUUAGAGUUCUUUUGGUUGGUGGAAAUUUUUUAAGAUGCAAUUUCAGUGGAUCAGAAUUUGAUAAUGUGGAAUAAAUGGGAUGA